CUUUAUCAAAAGCAACAAGAAAGAACACUUCUUCUCCGCGUCGCAGAGGCAAAACCAAAAAAUAGAAGUAAUUAAACAUCGCUAUUGGAAGAUGAUAAUCAUCAUGUGAUAACUUCUUCGGUCUCGAUGAUCUAAGUACUUCGUUGUAGGAGCCGUAAGUGUAGUAAAAGUAACAAGGAUUAUAUGCUUUUGAGACGACACUACGAUUUUACUACGCAGCAGCAGCUUGACGCUAGGCAGCUUAAGUUGGUAUAUUUCUGUUCUAAACCGCACUCUACUCACUUCCGCUGUUAAGGAGCAGGCCAAAACCAAGAAUCGCAAUGGACAGCCUGUUUGGUUCUGACGGCGAGCAGCAUCUUGCUGGUGGGACGGCGGUACCACCUCCAUCCUCGCUGCCCCCACAACAACUGCCGCCACCGAGUGCGCUUUCCGGCGGCGCCCUGCCGCCACCCGGGGCCUUGCUGGGCGGCCUGAGUGGCGGCAGAACGCCGAGUCAAUUCGCAGCUGGUGUGUCGAAUACCACUCCAACGAGCACGCCGUCGUCAGAAGCGCAGCAGUAUCAAACGGCUGCUACUGGUGGUGGUGCAGGAGGAGUAGCUGCCCCAGUACCGCCAGGGGCGGCCUCAACAUCUACUGCUGCAGUGGGCAGUACAACUUCAACUUCUACCGCGCAGCCGCCGAAACCGAAGUUCAUGCCCGCGCCACCACCAAAAACAGGAGGCGGGGCCCCGCCUGCACGAGCGAUACCGACCUCUAGUAAAAGCGAAUCAGAGCAAUCGUCUGCGACGGCAAAAAAUGCGAGCAACCCGAUGUUGUCGGCUCGAAGUCCUACUUCAGGUCAGCAGUCGAUGCGGGCGCCACCACCGGAUCCGCAGGGACAAGCGAACCCGUUUGGCGGUCCGAUGCCUGCUGAACCGCGCAACCAAAUCCCGGGGGCGGGGAUGGUGCAGGCACAGAUGGGCAAUGGUACGCCCAUGAACAUCACGCAGCCGCCACAGACCAGCUUCCCCGCGGCGCAGAGCAGUUUCGCUGCUGGUGGAGUUGCGCCAGGAGGUGCAGCACCUAUCCCUGCAUCGCAGCAGCAGGUAGAAAUGCUGUUCAUAGCAUGACGAUGAUCAUGAUGGAUUUAAGUGUGCACCAUCAUGAUGGACGUCGUGCUUACUUAAAUUGCACUUGAUAUACACCUUUUCCAGAACAAGAUGAAGUGAUCAUCAAGAUGUAUAUGCACUCAACUAAAAAAAGAGAAAUGUUCUGGCAUAACUGAAAAAAAACAUAGCUCCAGAACCCCGUCCCUCCAUCCAGCCUGCAGCAAAGUGGACCGUCACCUUCGUCUUAUGCGCAGCAGCAGCAGCAGCAACAGCAGCCUCCCUCAGCGACAUCAUCUUUUCCCGGUGGUCCCGUGCCCCCACCGCAGCAGCAGCAACCGCCCUACAACAACCCAGGAGCAGCUGCCCCGCCCAGUUUUCAUCAGCAGCAGCCCCUCCAGCAGCAGGCUGUACUACCCCAGCACCCUCCGGCUCCUGGUGGUGCGAUGGCAAACGGGGGCUACCCAUCCGCCACUGCCCCCUCCACCCGCCGACCGGGUGUCGCCUGCACGUUUGGGUUUGGCGGUCAGUUUUUCGUGGGAACGGGUGCAACGGUGAAAGAGUACCAGUUGGGGAAGGGGUUGAAGCAAUCCGCGACCACCUCCCGGCUGUACGCGUCUCUGGAGGAAUACCCGGGCCCGCUGGGGCAAACCAGCAAGGAAAACACGGCGAAGGUUUUGGAGUACGUGCAGAACCAGACCAGGGGAUUCCUGCAAGCUGGAAGCGAGGAACCGCCCUGGUGGGAGCAGAUGAUGCCAGGGAGGGAAACCCAGACUGCGAUCAACGACCAGGACGGGUUUUUGCCGCAACUUCAUGCGGACGUGGCUUUCUCCUGCAGAACCUUGUGGCUCUUCUUGCAGUUACUGUUAGAAGCGAACGGAAGAAUGGAAACCGCCGCUGCAAACUUCGUGGAUGCGUUCGGAAAGCCGUUUGCGCCGACAGUAUUGAAGAUGCUGAGUUCCUCGCUAUUUCUUCGUUGGACUUUGAAGUCAAAUAGUGAUGACAGAGGCAGCUGUGCUGUUGAUUUAAUCAAUUUUUGAAAUCAAGAAAAACAAAAAUGGACGUGAAUCUGCAAAAACUUUGCAGAUAGAGCAGCCGCACCAUUCUCCGCUGCAGAAGUUUGCGCGGUACCUAGCCUUUGGGAGUUACCAGAAAGCGCUGGAACUGGCGGCCGCAGCCGGGCUCUGGUCGCACGCACUCAUCAUCGCGCCGCUGGUUUCGAAAGAGGUAGCAGAUUUUGUACAGUGAAUUUUGUUUGGAGAUGAUUAGAGUGAUGUGUACGUUUAGUUUAUUUUGUAGCAGAAUUUUUUUGAUGCACAUGCACGGAAAACGAAACUUGUGUGUCCUCUGAGUCGUGCCUCAUUCCUCGAAGCCUAAUUUUUCCAGCUAAUCUCCAAAUAUUAGAUGAACAUAGACCGCAAUUCCAAAACCUUUCUCACAGAUCUACAGCCACACCGUGGGUCUUUUCUGUGCGCAGCUCCGUAGUGGCGGCAGUAACGGGAGUACCGUCGCGUCCGACGCGGAGAAGCAGGACGUCUUCGUCCAGGCGCUUUUCACCGUGUAUGGCGUUCUCAAACGUUACAUUCUCAACUGUUACAUGAUUUGUGAUGCAAAAAUGGCAAAACUGAAAGGAAGAAGAUUGCGCCUUUUGCAUGACAGAUUUGGCACAGAUUCUCAUCCUGUUUGUCCCUUCGGGAAUUUGUCAUGCGAAGUAGCUUGGUCGUGUCGAUUACGAUUGGAAUUUUGCAUGACAAAUCAUGUAACAGUUGAGAAUGUAACAGUUGAGAACGCCAUACCGUGUACGACAUUGUCGGCUCCGGGAAAAUUCCGCAAACCACCUCGACAUCCACCGUUCCCUGGAUUGUCACCAUGUUCACCGCGGUUUCGUUACUCAAACGAGAACGGGAAAAAAGCUGCGAGGAUCUACUGACCAAAUUAGCUUCUGAAGUCGGCGCGAAGGACCCCUUCGCGAGUCACGUGAUACUACUGCUAUCCAACAACAGCUCAGCAAGCGGCAAUAACAAGGACGGCCCGAUCUCGCCCGGCCCCGUGGACUCCCCUGCCACGAAGAUCGCACUCCUGGGGAUCGAACACAAAAGGACGGAGAACUUCAAGGACAUGCUGUGGUCGUCCUACGGGCUGCAGUUGUCCGAGGUGUUCGAGUACGCGAGACGGCUGGAAAACCCCCAGAACUUGUCCUUUUCGAUCCAACCCUGGAAAAUGUCCUACGCGUAUGUUUUGACCGACUACGCGAUGCUCCACACGGCGCAGAAGUACCUGGACUUAUUGACCGAGUUCCGGAAGGCGGUGCCUUCGAGUAAAUACAGCGACGCGUUCCGAGUGAAAACGCGGGAGCUGACGGAAAGAUUGCAGGCGACGCACGCGACGGGCGGAGGUUCUGGGGGUUAUCCAAACGGCGGAACAUCCCAGUUGCACCCGUCAGCGUCGUUUGACAGCGACGGCAACAACCCGAAGUUUUUUGGGAACAUUGGAAACAAAUUUCGGGGAUUGUUGGAAACGACCGGUUUGAAAACCAAGCCAAUCGGCGACCCGGCGCUCGGGGGAGGCGGGGCACCACCAAUUGCAGCUGCACCCGGUGGAAUUACAUCAAAUCUUUCGCCGCCCGCGAAUGCGCCGCUGCCGCAGCCAGAUGUCGGCGGAAUGGUAACGGGGGGUGGAAAUCCAAAUCCAACAACUUCAUUUUCCGCAACGCCGCAGCCGCCGAUUGGAACAUCAAAUGUUGGUCAACAACACACAGCUGCACCGCCGCCCACUGCAAACGGCAAGACCGCGCCACCGCCUAUGGGUUCUUCGCCGAGUGGGCUCCAGAAUCCACCAACAGCAAAUAACUUCAACAACAACACCGCAAGCGCAGCAGCAGGGACAGCUCCACAGCAAGGUGGACAACAGCGGCAGAGCCAAGCACCAGUAGCGAAUGGGCGAAAUAAUAAUUCAGGAGCUCCUCCACCGCAAACCGAGCGUGGACCGCCCCCGGCGCAACCGACCGGAAGCGGACCCUUUGGUGGUGGUGGCCCUGCAGCUAUGCCAGAAAAAAACUAUGUGAGUGUAAGUCUGUGAUGCAGAAAUUGCAAAACUGUUACACUUGUCAUGCUGGAUCUGCGUCAUAGGCUACUUUCAUACGUGUUUCAACGUAGUAGCUGCGCAUGACAGAUUUUCCCUGUAAUGCAAAACGAACUUGUGAUGCUGCUCUUCCUACAAAGUUUAAGUUACACUUACACAGUUUUUUUCCUGGAUAGCGGCGCAACCGCAGAUGCCGGCUGUCAGUCCGUACGGAAGUAGCUCCGGCUCGCAGAUGGUGCAGCAGCAGCCGGGAGGUAUGUAUGGAAUUGGUACUUCUGGCGUUCCACCACCGGCACAAAAUGUUGCCGGAGGGCAGCACCAGCAAAGCAUGUAUACCCCCACCGCUCCGCCACCACAGAAAGGCCAGCACCAGCAGCAGCCACCGGUCUACAUGCAGGAUCAGUCCACUGCUCAGCCGUCGCCCUAUGGGGCGGCUGCGAACGGCGCAAAUGGAGUUGGUACAUCUGCCGGCAAUCCGUAUAUUAAUCAACAGCAGGCGAUGAACUUGAACCCAUAUGGACAUAUGCAGCCCCCGCCAACUAUGGGGCCCCCGACCUCUCAAGGAGCUCCAAACCCGUAUGGAGGUGUGCAGCAACCACCUCAACAAAACCCCUACGGAGCCCCCCCGCCGAUGCAGCAAGGCGAUCCGUACGGAAUGAACAACCAAUAUGGACAGCCACCGCAGCAACAUGGCGGGUACGGUCAACCACCAGCGAACAACCAAUUUGGCGGAGGGGGUGGCUUUAAUAACGGCAAUGGUACAUCAGGGGGUCCACCGGGAGCAGGUGGUCAACAGCAGAGGAGGCCCCAGCAACCCGGAGAGGAUUUUGACGAUCCGCUGAUUAACGCGGGAAAGUACUUGUGGAGCGGCAUCACGGGAGCGGUAUUAUAAAAUAAUUUUAGAUACAUGAUGAUGAUCAGAUCAGGGUGAUGAAUUAAACAUGGUGGAUUCUCUCUGUGAAGCAGUAGUGGCAAAAUUCAUCCCUCAACACAUACUAUACAACAGGUUAAGACGGCCAAGAACACGGUGCAAACCGCCCUUGCCGAAGGUAACACUCCACGAAACCAGGGCCAGCAGGCUCAGCAGCCGCAAGCAGAUAUGACCUGCUCAAACGUUACAAUCCGAAACGUUACAAUAGAAUUUGGAAAUCUGUGAUGCAAGAAGUGCAUGAUCUAGCCAAAUCUCAUAGGACUGCGCAUGACAAGUUCCGAAGUCCCAAACCGCGCUACAAUCUGCCGAAAUUUGUGUUGCAGAAAGUGGCAUGGUCUGCGAGUCUGUCAUGCUCAUUAUGCAAGACAAAUUCCAGCAGACUCUAUUCUGUAACGUUUGAGAUUGUAACGUUUGAGAAGGCCAUAGCAGAAGUGCCGGAAUUUUACUACGACACGAACCUGAAACGGUGGCUCAGAAGAGGGCAGGAGCAGGUAAGAAGGUUUUUUCAUCGGUUGCUCAAUUUACCAGUGCAGCUUUGUUGUAGUGCGGUGUUCAAUCAUGAUGUAUCUAUAUGUUGAUGAAGAAAGGGGCAUUACUAUCAAUCUCUGUCUUGCGUGCUAUGCAUGAGAAACAUCAAUGAAAACUGCACAACAAACUCAGGCCUCGAUCGCCGAAGCGGACAAGUAUGACCCGCUGACGGGGCGCUUAAAGCAGGAAGACUUGUCCAACAUCGCCCCACCGCCCACCGUCGCGCAAAUGAGUAGCUACAUGCCGCAGGGCGGGCACCAACAGGUCCGAACACAGGGCAGGUACGUCGACGUCUUAGCGAGUCAGGGCAGGGCGAAUACGUUUCGAUAGAUCGAUGCUGGUUCUUGGGCCGCCGCGAACGACGGGGACCACGCAUGAUUGUUGAAAAGCGUGGUCUCGGGAAGAGUUUUUGUCAUACCUGAAAUAUAUAGAAGAAGCGAGUAGUUCUAGUUGGUGACACUUCUUUCAUUCACCAUCGUAGAGGACUUUGCUAUAGAGAAAAAGAAACUUUGAAUUUAGUUUGUUUUGCUACGAGCGACACCUUUCCUGUUAAAAGCGACGUGUUCAUCAUGGCGAGGAAAGGAAUUCCCAAAAUACAAUAUGAUGUUCUUCCCCCCAAGAAAAUCGAGAACGAGUAUAAUGUUACUUCUAGGAUCAUCGAGGAAACAGGAACAGCACUAAAAACAGUACUACCCGUGGAAGCUCUACUGUUGAACCUCGAUUGUGAUUUCGAAGAAACAAUAAAUUCUUUACAUCAAGUUCCAAUUGCUUGCGAGCUGUGUUUUUGCCGUUGCGUUGGUUGGUGUGAAAGCGAACGCGAAGCUUCUAAAAGAGUUUCUAAAAGUGUUCUACUUGUUCGUCAUCUUUCGACCGAAUCGCCGAUAUUGAUGAAUGGACGCAGGAACAACUUCGACGAAGGUGAUGAAAAACAAGCGUCCCUCUGCUAUUCUGCGCCAUGAAGUUGUAGAGACCGAUUCGCUUUCCGAAUCCGAAUGCUAUCCCUAACAGCGCUACUGCGACAGAGCGCGAGAAGCAAGUACAAGUAGAAAAUGAAAUAGCGAACUGCUUCUGGUUUUUGUAAUCUUCCGAUCGCGGUGUAAGAAUUUUUGAAAUGCAGCACCAGGCAACAUGGCAUGGACAGCACGCAGCAGUGGAUUUGAUGCAUACAUGAUCUGCUUUACCAUUACCACACAGCAUCCGCUACCAAAGAAAUACAAGAU
This is a messenger RNA of Amoebophrya sp. A120, 6845 nucleotides long. Lineage: Eukaryota; Dinophyceae; Syndiniales; Amoebophryaceae. The record is from the annotation of a GenBank genome assembly.